Molecule: messenger RNA, 132 nt
Organism: Funneliformis mosseae
Lineage: Eukaryota; Fungi; Glomeromycota; Glomeromycetes; Glomerales; Glomeraceae
Source: the annotation of a GenBank genome assembly
AUGAUCGGUGUUCGUUCACGUGGAACUACUUUUCAAGCAAAUCUAGCCAAUUUAAGUAAAUAUUCUCACGAAGAUCCAAGUCAUUAUAUUUGUCAAAAUCGUGAUACUAUCCGUCGACCUCUUCCAAUGUGA